GUUUGUGAUCUUCAAAGCCACCUCCGCAGCCUCACCACCACAACAUCUUCACCCAUAUUUUCACUCGCUUCGCUACGCAGCUGCCUUUUAAUCAUAUCUAUUACACGCAACAACACCAACGAGCCCUGCCUAACUUACCAGCACUUGCUACCGCCCAUGGUCACGAGGACCUAAUACUAUCGCGCGAAAUGCCUGGCGUCGUGGAGCCAGAGCUGCUUGAAGAACCCGAGCCUGCGCCCGUCGAGCUGCCUAUCGACGACACCCCACCACGUCCCUACGUUGUCUUCAAACAGCAUGUCGAGCUCGAGAUCGAUUUCCGAGAAAAGCGUGUCCGUGGCCGCUCGCACAUUCUCGUCGUUCCCAUCGAGCCUGAUGUCACUGAGGUGUGCAUCGAUGCCCGCCAAUGUGAGAUAGACGUCAAAAACAUCACCGUCUCCAACUGCCCUGCGCGAGCUUCCUACCAAGACCCAUGCGACAAGUUAGCCACCCCAGAUGCCUAUCGCUGGUCGGCGCCGCAAUGGCCCGUGAGGAAACGUCGUAUGGAGCCGCUCCUCCAUCACCGCCGGAAGGAGGUGCCCGUGAUGGCUCAUGAUUUGGCAUGCUGCCAACCUCUAGAUGGCGCUCUUCGUGUCACGCUACCCAGCGCCGACGAUGUCAAAAAGAAGAACCGCGACGCGCCAAAAGCUGACCAGCAGGAGUUGCUUAUCCAUGCCGAUGGCAACGUCCAAGGAUAUCGAAUUAGCAUUCCUUUUGAACUGAAGAAUGUUCACAAUGGCCUGCACUUCGUUGGCGUUGACGAAGGCGAUAUGCGCUACCCUCAUGUAUAUACCCGCCACUCUGUCGAGCCCGGAACUGCGUGUUCGAUAUUCCCAUGCAUCGACGACCCUGGCUGCCGCAAUCCUUGGAAGAUAUCUAUCACCUGCCCACGAACCCUUGGCGACGCCUUUGACCAGUCGUUGGUUACCCAGCAGCGCCCCAAGAGCGCUACCACUGUGGCUGGAAGCCGAAAAAGAAAGUUUGGCGAGGAAGAGCCUGUGAAACGUGACUAUGGCCUCACAGAAGAAGACAAACAACUUGAGAUGACUGUCGUAUGCUCUGGGUUCUUGACUGGCGAGGUAAUCGAUAAGAAUGACGAAACGAAAAAAACCAUGACGUUUGAAGUCGACAAUAACAAAGCCGCAAAACACAUUGGUUUUGCUAUUGGUCCUUUCGAGCAUGUCGACCUGUGGUCGGAAUUCAGAAGCGAAGAAGAUGAUACGAAGCUUGGAGUUAGCGCAGCAAAAGUUCACGGGUAUUGUUUGCCAGGCCGCGCAGAAGAGGUUAGGAAUACGUGCGCCGCCUUAGUUACGGCUGUAGACCAUUUCGUUCUUCAUUUCGGUCGCUACCCAUUUGAGAACUACAAGGUCUGUUUUAUAGACGAUAUGAUUGAGGAUGCAAUACCCCUGUGCGCAUUCUCCUUGUGCAGCAAUAGGCUCCUCUAUCCCUCAGAUAUCAUCGACACCGAGAUUGAGACAACAAGAACGCUAGUGUAUUCCCUUGCAAGCCAAUGGUUUGGGGUUAACAUAGUCCCCAAUACAAAGGCCGAUAUAUGGCUAGUAGUGGGCAUUGCGUGGUACAUGACCGACUAUUUCAUGAAAGCCCUGUGUGGUAACAACACUUUCAGGUUCCGCAUGAAGACGAUGGCAGACCGCCUUGUUGAGAUUGACGUGAAAAGGCCAUCUCUGCAGGAUAUGGGGGAACACUUGUACCUUGGCAGCUUUGAGGUCGACUUCAUGAAUCUUAAAGCACCCUUGGUAUUGUUCAUUCUAGAUCGUCGGCUGUCCAAAUCGUCGGGGUCCGCAGGCAUCUCCCGAAUAAUAUCACGAAUGGUCAGCAAGGCAAAUACUUCCACGCAAGCCAAUGAUGAUGUGCUCCCGUCCGACUCAUUCCGCAAAGCUUGUGAGAAAGUCGGUAGCACACGGCUGGAAAGCUUCUGGAACCAAUGGGUCAUCGGAGCUGGUUGCCCUAGGUUUGAUGUCUUCCAACGAUUUAACAAGAAAAAAUUGUGCGUCGAAAUGACGGUUCGACAGACUCAGGACAUUGCUGCAGCAAAGGAAAGGCCAAUCGACAAGAAUGAUUUUUGGCGAGAUGUUCGGGAGGAUACGCAUGCCGUCUACGCCGGAGAACUACAGCAAGCGUUCACAGGCCCUAUGACUAUCAGAAUCCAUGAAGCUGAUGGCACGCCUUAUGAGCAUAUAGUUGAAAUUCGAGAAGACGGCGCCCGGUCUGUGAGAUUCGAGAUACCCUAUAACACUAAAUACAAGCGACUGAAGAGAAACCGCCGCCAGCGUGAGAGGGCCCUUGCCAAUAAUAAUGCAAAGGAAGAAGGCCAAAAGGAACUAUACUAUCUGGGCGAUAUUAUGCAACAUCCAGACGAUGUUGAAGAGUGGGGGUUUAGGGAUUGGGAUGAAGAAACGGAAGCCAAGAUGGACCAAGAAUCCUAUGAAUGGAUCCGUAUGGAUGCAGACUUCGAAUGGAUUUGUGAAAUGAAGACGAAUCUUCCAGCAUAUAUGUACGCUUCUCAGCUGCAACAGGAUAGGGACGUGGCUGCUCAGCAAGAUUCAAUGCUCUUUCUAAAACAGUCUUUUGCCAAGUCAGGAGCUCAUCCCCUCGUUUCCACUAUACUUGCUCGAACACUCCUCGACCCAAGAUAUUUCUAUGGCAUCCGCCUGAUGGCUGCUGAGGAGUUACCGCGUCACGCAGUUCAGGACCCGGUGGAUUGGAUUGGGCUAAAACACCUCCAGAAAGCCUUUCAGCGCUUUUUCUGCUACCCGGAUUCAACUACCCCUCGGCCAAACAAUUUCUCGGACAAACGCCAAUACAUGAUUCAGUGCGCGAUUCCCGAAGCUAUGGCAAACAUUCGUGGAGAAGACGGGAAAUGUCCAAAAGAAGCUCGGAGGUUCAUCCUUGGACUACUUCAAGCCAACAACAACUCAGAGAAUGUUGUCUCGGAUCAGUUUUACAUCUGCAAACUCAUCAGAGCUGUAGCUUUCUGUCAAGUUCCAGAUGAAAGGAAAGCAAAGCCCCAGAUGGCCAUGUCACUCUCUUUUGGGGACGGAGAAAAUGAAGACGAGAUUAUGGCCGAGCCAAUAGACACAGAACCUGAAGAGUUCAGGGACUUGGCGCUUGAAGAGAUUGAGCGAUAUCGUCGAAGAGAUGAGUAUGCUCCAUCGUUCCAGAAUUGCUUUACUGUGGCAGCUCUAGACGCUUUGUGUUGUCUCAUGAAGGCGAACGUCAUCCCCUCUGAUCCGCUUAUAUUCGUUCAAUAUCUACAAGAUAGGACCUACGACGCCGUCCGGGUUAAAGCGUGCGAUUCAUUGGUUGAACUUGGUCUCCUGAACAAUUCGGAAUUCUUGCGAUACUUCUUUUCACUCAUCAGUACCGAUCCUUCGCCAUUUGUCCGGGAUCAGCUGUUCCAGGUACUAUGUCGCGGCCUUGCGAGUAUCGCAACCGGGGAGACCCCUGAUGCCAACAAGCAGACGCCGCAGCCUGUUAAGGAAGGGCUAGAUUUAGUGGUUGAACAGGAAAAUGAAGACCGACAAAAGGCUAAAGCACGAAAGACAAAUCUUCAGGCCGCUCUUGCAGCUUUGAAGGAACAAACCGAUGAUAACGAGGAUCUGCAGGAGGCUAUCUGGAGCGCAUUGGACUCCCCCGUCUUAACUGUCGCAGAACGGAUCAAUAUCCUAGAGAUCUGCUCGCUGUUAGUUGACGACGACCCUGCUCUAACAGUGAAGUUCAAGUAUCCAGAGGUGUGGUCUGCUACGCGUGGUGAGAGGAUUCGUGACAGAAAAUAUGUCGUGAAGUUCCACAAGAGAUAUAGAACAAAGUCAAGGGGCACCUAUGCCACUCAGGCACCACCACCACCACCAGUACGACCUGAGCCAAAACGAACGAUCACCCUGAACCUCAAUAAUCGAACACCUAGCAUCAGCAACGGCAAGCCUGUUGUCUCCACACCGGCCCAGUCUCAGCCAACGUCUGCUUCAAGUCCGGCUCCAACUCUGCCCACCAUUCCUGUUGCCGCUGCUGUGCCUUCCCAGCCGAAGAAGUCCAUAAGUGUUACAGUGCCAAAGGCACCCGCCGCGCCAUCAACGCCUGUCGUAAAGGUGGCAAAACAAUCUACGCCUAGCGAGACUCCUGUUGCAACCAAACCUUCUACCAAGUUGCCAACAAAACCUAUUGCGAAACCUACCACCAAGCCCCCAGUUAAGGCCAUGCUUAAGCAACUGCCUUCACAAGAGAAGAUUGUCAAGAAUGGAGAGCAGCGUCGAGACAGUAUCUCUGUUAUCCCUCCUAUUCGACCAACUAUUGAGCCGGCACAACCGGAACCGAAGCUACACACCCCGAAGCUCAGUGGAAACGGCAGCCUCACUAUAAAACCUCCCAAGCAGCUGAAGCGUGCUAGCACAGAGAGCGAAAGUGGUCGCCCUUCAAAGAUUGUAAAACUUAAUACUUCUAAGAUUCUUGAUGCUAUGAAGAAGCUACAGCCACCCAACAAAAUAGUCACACUUAAGUUUACAGCCUGGGACCGGCUCCAUUCAGGCAAAGGCUCCACGGGCAAAGAAUCUCCAGCAUCUGUCACCAUUCGGGCCGCUGGCAAAAAGCCAGCACCAGAAAAGAAAUCUGCGCCCACUUCUGAUCAUUCAACGUUGUCUGGUAACCCGCGCGCAAGCCCGGCAAUCGCGAAUAGAACUCCCAAGGCGACCCCCCCACCGCAAUCACGACAGAGAUCCUCGACUCCAACAUCGAAGAACGCCCCGCCGAAUUCUAAAUUAGACAGUAGCGGUGGCAAACCAAGGAAACCUCUACCAGAUAUGGUACGAAAGCCACUCCCAUCCAUGGCGCCAAACCCACAAUCUACGCCCUCCAAGGCAUCUUCCUCAGCAUCACCUCCUGCUCCCAAGCCCUUACCCAAAUUCAAAAUCAAGGUCAAGCCACCUCAAUAAUAGACAUCAAAUCCCUACAGCACGAGAUGGAGAGACCAUGUGAGGCACGGACUCGAUUUUUUAUUUCUCGUACUACAUAAAAUAAUGCGCUGCAUUUCCGCACCGAAGAAAAUCAAUCAACCCCUAGUCCCCUUCACCCCCUUUUCUUUUUUAAGCAUAGCAGUGGCGUUCAGGGGUUAUUACGUCAGGGAAAAAAAAAAUAAUGUGAAUUUUGCUGUGUAUACACGAGAUCAAGCGAAUGGAACUUUGUCUAGCUCCUGAGCCACGAGGGUUUGGAGACCAUUUUCAGAAGAGCCCGAUUCAGGCAAGACAGCGGGGGAAGGAAGUUAUUUGUUUCUAGCGUUCGGACCGUGCCAGGUUAGCCAGGAAAGGACGGGAGAGGAAAGAAAUGAAACGAAAUCAGGAAAUUGACCACCACAAUUAGAUCUCCUUUGAUACUGGAAUGAGAGGAGGCUUCUUGCACACAGAAAAAUAAUUGUUAUACUUCUGAUCGAGCCAAUCAGUGAUUUGCGAAUCUGCUUUACUUGGCCUUGUUUUUGUUUCUAGCCGUGCACUAUUCAUGUUGCGGACGUGAUCUGUACGGUGCAGUGUGUAA
Molecule: messenger RNA, 5580 nt
Organism: Xylaria bambusicola
Lineage: Eukaryota; Fungi; Ascomycota; Sordariomycetes; Xylariales; Xylariaceae
Exons: 1
Coding region: 189-4985 (1598 amino acids)
Biological process (GO): transcription initiation at RNA polymerase II promoter
Cellular component (GO): transcription factor TFIID complex
Molecular function (GO): RNA polymerase II general transcription initiation factor activity; transcription cis-regulatory region binding; chromatin binding
Source: RefSeq, a predicted model, not a curated record